This is a messenger RNA of Nomascus leucogenys (northern white-cheeked gibbon), 2587 nucleotides long. RefSeq names its product ADAM metallopeptidase domain 7 (gene ADAM7). Gene Ontology annotation, molecular function: metalloendopeptidase activity. NCBI's taxonomy places the organism in Eukaryota, Metazoa, Chordata, Mammalia, Primates, Hylobatidae. Gene Ontology annotation, cellular component: plasma membrane. The transcript is spliced from 22 exons. Gene Ontology annotation, biological process: proteolysis. Bases 108 to 2366 code for a protein of 752 amino acids. The record is from RefSeq and is a predicted model, not a curated record.
GCCCACCUAUCUGUGAGGUGCUUCAUCACUGCAGUGGAAGCGAGGAGGAAGAAAGGUGGACUCCUUUUCUCAAGCACUUGUGCUCGCCUGUACCAGAAUCACUCAGAAUGCUUCCCGGGUGUAUAUUCUUGAUGAUUUUACUCAUUCCUCAGGUUAAAGAAAAGUUCAUCCUUGGAGUAGAGGGUCAACAACUGGUUCAUCCUAAAAAGCUUCCUCUGAUACAGAAGCGAGAUACUGGACACACCCAUGAUGAUGAUAUACUGAAAACGUAUGAAGAAGAAUUGUUGUAUGAAAUAAAACUAAAUAGAAAAACUUUAGUCCUUCAUCUUCUAAGAUCCAGGGAGUUCCUGGGCUCAAAUUACAGUGAAACAUUCUACUCCAUGAAAGGAGAAGCGUUCACCAGGCAUCCUCAGAUCAUGGAUCACUGUUUUUACCAAGGAUCCAUAGUACAUGAAUAUGAUUCAGCUGCCAGUAUCAGUACGUGUAAUGGUCUAAGGGGAUUCUUCAGAAUAAGUGACCAAAGAUACCUCAUUGAACCAGUGAAAUACUCAGAUGAGGGAGAACAUUUGGUGUUCAGAUAUAACCUGAGGGUGCCGUAUGUUGCCAAUUAUUCCUGUACAGAGCUUAAUUUUACCAGAAAAACUGUUUCAGGGGAUAAUGAAUCUGAAGAAGACUCCAAAAUGAAAGAAAUCCAUGAUGAAAAGUAUGUUGAAUUGUUCAUUGUUGCUGAUGAUACUGUGUAUCGCAGAAAUGGUCUGCAUAAACUAAGGAACCGAAUUUGGGGAAUGGUCAAUUUUGUCAACAUGAUUUAUAAAACCUUAAACAUCCAUGUGACGUUGGUUGGCAUUGAAAUAUGGACACAUGAAGAUAAAAUAGAACUAUAUUCAAAUAUAGAAACUACCUUAUUGCAUUUUUCAUUUUGGCAAGAAAAGAUCCUUAAAACAAGGAAGGAUUUUGAUCAUGUUGUAUUACUCAGUGGGAAGUGGCUCUACUCACAUGUGCAAGGAAUUUCUUAUCCAGGGGGUAUGUGCCUGCCCUAUUAUUCCACCAGUAUCAUUAAGGAUCUUUUACCUGACACAAACAUAAUUGCAAACAGAAUGGCACAUCAACUAGCGCAUAACCUUGGGAUGCAGCAUGACGAGUUCCCAUGCACCUGUCCUUCAGGAAAAUGCGUGAUGGACAGUGAUGGAAGCAUUCCUGCACUGAAAUUCAGUAAAUGCAGCCAAAACCAAUACCACCAGUACUUGAAGGAUUAUAAGCCAACAUGCAUGCUCAACAUUCCAUUUCUUUACAAUUUUGAUGAUUUCCAAUUUUGUGGAAACAAGAAGUUGGAUGAGGGUGAAGAGUGUGACUGUGGCCCUGCUCAGGAGUGUACUAAUCCUUGCUGUGAUGCACACACAUGUAUACUGAAGCCAGGAUUUACUUGUGCAGAAGGAGAAUGCUGUGAAUCUUGUCAGAUAAAAAAAGCAGGGUCCAUAUGCAGACCGGCGAAAGAUGAAUGUGAUUUUCCUGAGAUGUGCACUGGCCACUUGCCUGCAUGUCCUAAGGACCAGUUCAGAGUCAAUGGAUUUCCUUGCAAGAACUCAGAAGGCUACUGUUUCAUGGGGAAAUGUCCAACUCGUGAGGAUCAGUGCUCUGAACUAUUUGAUGAUGAGGCAAUAGAGAGUCAGGAUAUCUGCUACAAGAUGAAUACAAAAGGAAAUAAAUUUGGAUACUGCAAAAACAAGGAAAACAGAUUUCUUCCCUGUGAGGAGAAAGAUGUCAGAUGUGGAAAGAUCUACUGCACUGGAGGGGAGCUUUCCUCUCUCCUUGGAGAAGACAAGACCUAUCACCUUAAGGAUCCCCUGCAGAAUGCUACUGUCAAAUGCAAAACCAUUUUUUUAUACCAUGAUUCUACAGACAUUGGCCUGGUGGCGUCAGGAACCAAAUGUGGAGAUGGAAUGGUGUGCAACAAUGGUGAAUGUCUAAACACGGAAAAGGUCUAUAUCUCAACCAAUUGCCCCUCUCAGUGCCAUGAAAAUCCUGUGGAUGGCCAUGGACUCCAGUGCCACUGUGAGGAAGGACAGCCACCUGUAGCCUGUGAAGAAACCUUAAAUGUUACCAAUAUCACCAUCUUGGUUGUUGUGCUUGUCCUGGUUAUUGUCGGUAUCGGAGUUCUCAUACUAUUAGUUCGUUACCGAAAAUGUGUCAAGUUGAAGCAAGUUCAGAGCCCACCUAUAGAAACCCUGGGAGUGGAGAACAAAGGAUACUUUGGUGAUGAGCAGCAGAUAAGGACUGAGCCAAUCCUGCCAGAAAUUCAUUUCCUAAAUAAACCUGCAAGUAAAGAUUCAAGAGGAACCGCAGAUCCCAAUCUAAAUGCCAAGUGAGCUUGAAGUUGGAUAUCCAAAAUGGCUGUGCAAGCUUAGGCUGGAGAUUCUGGAUGCAACAUCUUUACAACCUCACCUAGAUAUCUGCUACGCAAUUUUUUGGUAGUUUUUCAAAUGUUCUUUAUCCAGACAGAAAAUGUUUAAGAGAAACAACUUCUUUCUGUUAAUAUUUACCAGUAGAAUUCACACCCUCUAUCAUAAACAUAUGCUGCAGAAAAAAA